Acanthopagrus latus (yellowfin seabream) is the source of this 8348-nucleotide messenger RNA. RefSeq names its product transmembrane protein 132E (gene tmem132e). The transcript has 9 exons. Bases 1362 to 4625 code for a protein of 1087 amino acids. Lineage: Eukaryota; Metazoa; Chordata; Actinopteri; Spariformes; Sparidae. The record is from RefSeq and is a predicted model, not a curated record.
AACAACAACAACAACAACAACAACAACAAUAAUAAUAAUAAUAAUAAUAAUAAUUAGACUUUUUGGGUGAUCAUUAUCUAUAUUAUUUAUAGCCUGUGUGUUUUGUAUUUUCAUGUCCUGAAAAUAAAAUGUACGUAUGUAACGUGACAACGACGCCGUUUCGUGUCAUUUUAUUUUGAAACUUCUAACCGGAUGUGCGUGUUUGACAGUGUUGCGGGCUGACGCGCGGAUCUGCGGGUCUGUGCGUGUGAAGGUGAGCACGUUUAGUUUGGAGCGGAGUUAAUCCAGACAGCUGUGGAGGAUCAGCGGCGGAGGGAGCUCAACACACCUGAGACAGGUGCGGCUCGGCUCGGCUCGGCUCGGUAUCCCGGGACUAGAAGAGAGGGACGGAGAGUUGGACGGACUUGGCCGUGUUUCAGACUCCGGUAAGCCGCACUGACGAUGCUCCGCUCCGGCUCCGGCUCCGGCUCCGGGUGAAGUCCAGCGGAGUGAGGAGGAGUUGAGGAAGCUCUGCUGUCUCACCGCGCUGCGGUAGCUGAAGUGCGGGAGACCUGCGGGAGGAGCAGCGGCGCCUUUUUGCGGACCUUUCUGCGUGUUUCCAGCUCACAGUAUGUUCGCAGCUUCUUCUCUCGGCUCCGGAUUUUAAAUGAAACCCGAGCAGAGUGAGUGAGAGCCGGACCGGACCGGACCGGAGCCUGCGGACCCGCCGGACGCCUUGUCGCCCUUUUUCUUUCCAGGAUUUUGCGCAAGGAAUAAAAAGAGUGAACUGUUGAGCAGAGAGUGAUGGUACCGACCCACUCCGCUGAUCCGGAUCUCAGUCCUUCCAGUGUGGCCCUGCUGUUCGGGGACGGCACGCAGGAUUCCUGUGUUUCCAUCCAGGGCGCGCGUCAUCUCUCCACUCGUGUCCACUGAUUUACGGUUUUUGGGGCAUUUCUCAGGUUCCGCGCACAGACUUGGAUCCGUUUCAGGAGCUCUGGGUCUCUCUGCGUCCCCGGUUCCGUGAUCCGGAGACGGAUUCUUGAACUUUCUUCUCCCAUGUGGAACAGAACGCGGUGUGUCGCCUGGAGAAGACGCGGCGUGGCCGUGCUGAAGGUCUGCUGAGAGGACUGGACCAGAACAUUUGAGAGACCCUCCCCACACACACACACGCGCGCGCGCGCGGUCAGAUACAUAUAUUUAUAUCUAAAUAUAGGCCUACAUAUAAACAUUUACAUAUAUACAUAUAUGUUUAUAUCUGCUGCGCACUGUUGAAGUUGGAGGCGGACGAGCCGCAGCAGCGUCGCGGGGAGGCUCAGCUUCAUUUCUCCACCUCCGGCUGCUGGAACAACUGGGAUUAACAUCCUCCUGCUGGGAUUUCUACCAUGUCAGGUGUACGGGACUGCAGGUGGACCUUCCUCAUCUGUGUGGCGGCGCUUUCAUGUGCAGCUCUUGCAGGUAAAAUCUCUCCCACCAGCUCAGAUGCCCUCCUCAGCUCCUCAGCUAUGACAGCCAGUCCGUCACCACCUAACAUCUACCUUCCCGCCAACUUCAAGAUGUCCAACGCACAGCUGGCUUUCUUUCUGCGGGAGGCUCAGAUCACAGGACAAACGGUUGGCGGCAGCAGUCGGGGAGGCAGCAGCGGUCCCAGCUCGGGACACCCGCUGCAGCGCUCUGAGAGUUUUGUGGUUUUCCAAACAAAAGACCUCCCUGCCAUCAACAUAAGCUUCGGGCCCUUUGCCCGGGACCAGGCCCUGUCCAAGGAGCUGCUGCAGCCAACCAGUCCUCUGGAUAUCCCCGGCCAGCUCACAGUCAACUGGAAGGUGCGGGCCUUCAUUGUCCAGGCGCGGGUCUUCUCCAACAACCCAACAGUCCAGGUGUUUUUCUACAUCGCCGGCCGCGACUGGGACGACUUCAAGGCUCAGGACAAGCUGCCCUGCGUCCGUCUGCACGCCUUCAGGGACGUCCGUGAAAUUAAAACCUCCUGUCGCAUGAAAGGCAACCUGGCACAGUGCUUGGCUCAACUGGAGCUGCCUCCGUCCUGGUUUAACACCAACGUUGCCCCGCUGGGUCGCAGGAAAGGCUCCAGUGACGGGCUCCUGGACGGGCUGACCAGUGAGACCCUCCAGGCUGAGCUCUACUACACCCUCCACGGGCCCAGUGGGGAAGGGGAGUGCAGCGAGGGCUCGGGUCACAGGGGUGGUGGUGCUUCCAGGGGAGAACCUCUGUCACAGCACCCCCUGCUGCGCAUCGGCAGCAUCAGCCUGUACCAGGCCAGCCAGGAGCAGCUGCUGGUGGACAAACAGCUGGACAAGAACAUGUUCCUCAGGCUGCCGGAGAAACCUCUGAAGCCCGGAGAGACGCUCACCAUCUUCCUCUACUUGAUGCCCAACUCCACCGUGGAGCAGUUCACCCUCAAGGUCAAAGCAAAGAAAGGUGUCAACCUCCUCCAGACCAAGUCCAAGAACGCCCAGUGGAAGGUGGACUGGGAGGUUCAGUCCGGCGCCAAGCACUCCAUCACCACCAUCGACGUGAACAAGAGCAAAGCAGUGAAACAGGGGGAUGUCUUGGGUAAUGUGGAGGUGAUGCAGUUGGAUUUUGAGAUGGAGAACUUCACCAGCCUGUCGGUCACCAGACGGAUCAACUGGAACAUCGACUACAAGGGUCAGAACCCGCCUCCGGACUCAGAGAAGGUUGUGACGGAGCUGACGGUGGUGCAGCGGGACAUCCAGGCCAUCAUCCCUCUGGCUAUGGACACUGAGAUUAUCAACACGGCCAUUCUGACCGGACGCACCGUGGCCAUCCCCGUCAAAAUGGUUUCCAUAGAGAUGAACGGAGCCGUCACUGACGUCUCAGCCUUUGUGCAGUGCAAGUCCUCCAACGAAGACAUCGUUAAGGUGUCCAUGAAUUGUGACUACGUGUUCGUCAACGGGAAAGAGACGCGGGGGUCCAUGAACGCGAGGGUCAUCUUCAGCUACGAGCACCUGAGCGCGCCGCUGGAGCUGACCGUCUGGGUGCCCAAACUUCCUCUGCAGGUGGAACUUUCUGACAACAACCUGAGCUUCAUCAAAGGCUGGAGGGUCCCCAUCCUGCCCGACCGGAGGAGCACCAGAGACAGCGACGCUGACGACGAAGACGACGGGCGCCCGGUGAGUCGAGGCUGCACGCUGCAGUACCAGCGGGCCCUGGUCAAGGUGCUGACCCAGUUCCACACCACCUCCACAGAGGGCACCGACCAGGUCAUCACCAUGCUGGGGCCCGACUGGCAGGUGGACGUCACAGACCUGGUCCAGGACUCCCUGAAGGUGGCCGACCCCAGGAUAGCAGAGCUGGUGGACAGGACGGUCCUGGUGGGUCUGGAGCUGGGAUCCACUGUGCUGAAGGUGGAGUCUCCGCUGGCCGUGGACGCGGUGUUGGGAGAGUCGGCCUUCUCGGUCACAGAUGACAAGGUUUCCAUCACAGAGAUGCGUGUUCACGCCGUCUCAGGCCUCACGCUGUCGCUGCAGCCAAGUCCAGGAAACAGCCACACCAUGGUGGCCAAGGCAGCCGGCGUCCAGACGCUCACCGCUCCCAAACAGGAGGCCAGUCUGUCGAUCUGGAUGCUUUUCAGCGACAACACAGCCGCCACGCUGACUUACUUUGAUCCCAAAGACUACAACCUCAACGCCUCCUCGCUGGAUGACAAGGUGGUGUCGGUCUCUCAGGAGCCUCAGCAGCGCUGGCCUGUGGUGGUGGCAGAAGGAGAGGGAUCCGGCGAGAUGGUGCGUUUAGAGAUGACCAUCUGUGAGGCGUGCCAGAAGACCAAACGCAAGAGCGUCAUCGCAUCUGCUGCCGUUUAUGUCAAGGUCCGCUUCGGCCCGGAGGAAGACUCCGAGGAAGAGGCGACCACGGAGGGUGAGAUCGAGCUGGCGCCCGUCACCAGGCGUCCGAUCAUUGAUCCGAACAUUAGUGGAAGAAUUUAUGAGACAUCUAAUGAGCAGCCUGCCAGCGUUCCCAUUGAUUACACCAAUUUCCCCACCAUUAGUAACCAGGAGCGACCGACUGAGAGUGACGAAGAGGAGGAAGACGACUUCGUACACUCUCCUCGCAACAUGACCGACCUUGAGAUUGGCAUGUACGCUCUGCUGGGAGUCUUCUGUCUGGCCAUCUUAGUCUUUCUCAUCAACUGCAUCGUCUUCGUGCUUAAAUACCGCCACAAGCGGAUCCCCCCCGAGGGUCAGGCCAACAUGGACCACUCCCACCACUGGGUGUUCCUGGGAAAUGGCCAGCCGCUGAGGGCCCAGUGCGACCUGUCGCCGCAGCAGGUGGAGAGUCCCAGCAACCCUCUGGAGGGUGUACAGACUUGCUGCCACGGGGAUCACCACAGCAGCGGCAGCUCCCAGACCAGCGUUCAAAGCCAAGUACACGGGCGAGGCGACGGCAGCUCCGGGGGCUCCACGAAGGAGAACGGCGAGGAUGCCAAUUCACCCACCUCCAAGCGCAAGAGGGUCAAGUUCACCACCUUCACCACCCUCCCCACGGAGGAGCUGCCCUAUAACUCCAUCCCCAUAGCAGACGAAGAGGACAUUCAGUGGGUUUGCCAGGAUAUGGGCUUUCAAGACCCGGAGGAACUGCAUGACUACAUGCGCAGAAUAAAAGAAAUAGCCUGAGAGCAGCGGUGCAGCCACAAAGCACCGCUCUCAGCUUUCUAAAGAAAUGUUCCUUUCUAUUUUUCUCUUUUUCACCUGAGUGAAAGAUAAUUUUUCACAGACUAAAAGGCCAAUUGUUGUUUUGGUUAGGGUGUGUUCCAUUUAGUUUGCACAGUGCUGUAAUCUCAUACACACUCACACAGAAGAGAACGCAAGGAAGCCAAAGACUCGAGCAGAGGAUCUCAAUCACUGGAGAAAUCUGUACAUCUUGGCUACAGGAGGCUGAGCCGUGAGCCGUGUGAGAGCUGCUCCUGCUCUCUGGAGUCAGGAUCUGGUUUACAGCAACCUGAUACAGACAGCAACGUUUGGUUCUGGCUCAGCGGGACUCUGCAGUACUGUACCGACUCCAAACAAAGAGGCCUUUGAUGAACUAAAAACUGUCAAAGACUCUCAUGAAAGCUACGUUUAAAAAAAUCAUUUUGUUUUUGCCAAAGUAGGAAAAGUGUUCUUUUAAUGGCGAAACUUUCUUCAUUGUUGUUCUCGGUGCAGCACACUCAUGAUUUGUACUCAUGGUCAUUCCCUACAUUUUUCUACAUUUCAUAGGUAGUCAGACGCAGUGCCCUAUAAUCGUCCUCCUGGUCCUGAACAAAUCUAAUGCCUUACAAAGAUGGUCACAGUUCACUUCUUACGUCAGCGCAGACACCCUGUUUUAUCACCACGGCUAGAGACGGUGUGGUCGGAUGUAACGUGCUGCACCUGACCUCCAGCAGGAGGCUCAGAUAGAAAAGAGCUGGUGUGUUGUGAGGAUCUCAGACAUUGUUUGCAUGGACGGGGAUCUCCAGGCACAAUCAGCAACUUUUUCCAAAUUUGUAAAUGUUUGUAUUGUAGUUAUAUAAUCAUUCAUACACAUUACUGAAGUAAAUAUGUUAUCAUGCAUCACAAGCAUGCCAUGUCAGGCCUACAUACGCGCAGACAUUCCUCUCUAGUAUAUGUAUAUAAACCGCGUGGAGCGUUCAGCAGGUCACUUCCUCUGAGGCAGGACAGAGCGACAGCAACAUUUUUAUAGUCUUGUGGUGAGUAGAAGGUUCCCCUCUGUACCGUCAUGACAGAACUGUAGCUCUGUAACAAAGUGGUAUCACACUCGACUGUUGGACGUGGGGGUUUGCUAUGCGUCAGACUCAACAGAUCGAAUCUUUAGAUGAUUUAUUUCCCUGUCCUGGAGUUCGGCUGGCUUCCAGCCUCCAGGACAAUAAAAAACUCAGAACGUACCAGUAGAAAACAUUCACACUGAACACAAGAUCCUCUGAACUCUGCAGGAAGUGUCAUCCGCCUACCGAGAAGAUCCAUGAAUAAAUUAUUGAUUUUUCACCAUUAUUUAAAUCACAGCCAUCCCAUGUCAUCACGCUGUUUUUACAAACACACUCUGCUGUGUGUGUGUGCUCGAUACUUUCUUUAUUCCAGUGAACUCACAAAUCUGCUUCGUCUCAACUGAACAGAGUCGUUGCUACAGAACUGAGUUGUUGCUGCUGGCAGGUGAGCGUGUGGAUGAUGUGUGUACAGGUAUCUCAGGAUGUUGAUCGGCUUUGUCGACAAAUCAAAGUGAUUGAAACCAGCAGGGACGGUUGGAGUUAUAUGCAGGUUUUGUUGUGCAGAAAGUGAGUUUAAAUGUGCUCAGUAGGCGAUUUGAGCAACAAAUUCUCAAUCCUGAACCGACGAGCAGGUCGAUCGCCAGCAAGUUCUCAAACGACGUAGAUCACUGUUCCCUAAACAACGUGACGCUGAAGUGUAGCAGCGACAGACGUACAGGACCUUCAUCGUCCUCUUGGUGUUGGACCAGUGUUAGGACAUGUUAUGUUCAGGAAAACAUUGUGGUUCAGAGUUAAAUAAGUUAAAAUAACUGUUUCCUUCUGAUUUCACAUCAGACAUGAACAUCGAAGUCCUGUACUUGUUUGACCCGAGCAUCUGUCCCAGGUGUCCUCCCUGUACGGACCAGUCGCUCUUUUAACUGCUUCUCUUCACGUCCUCCUUUGCUGCCUUAAUAUUGACUACAGCCACUAGAGGUCGCUGUCCAACUAGAAACAUUAAUGUGGGCUGUUUUAUCUGCUUUCUCAGUCGGCCUACAGGACAGGCUGGAUGUGAAGAGGACGCUUGUUAACCUGCCAUCUAUCUGUAUGACUGAUAAAUUACUGAGAAUUAUUUUUAGACUGAGCGUUUCCUUUUAUACAGGCGCAGAUCUGUCAGUCUUUACAACACUUGCAGACCUGCAGUCUGACAGAUUGUUGCUUGUGGUGUGAAUCAGUCAUGUGAUGCUUCAACUGAGUCAGACGUGUCGUUCCGCCCCUUCGUUAGAAAUGUUCAGAUCGCCUACUGAUGACACUCCAGCAGGAAGACAAAAGAUGUGGCAAGUUUAGAAAGAGCAUAAUGUCAUCAAACACCCGAGGUCGUGACGACAGCAGAGCUCGUAGUAUCUUUAACUGCAGCUGCCCUGUUAGCGUAGCGUGUCUGCUCCUCAGCAGAGUGGAGCCCACGUCUGAAGGCUGACGUUAUUUCAGCUCUGAUCUCACAUGAAACAACUUCUUUUCAGGACUAAUGAAGCAACCACAAGAUAAGGAUUAGUUUCCGUGUCUCUUUCCUUUAAUUCUGUAUAUCUAAGGGCUUGGAUUCUUCUUUCAUGUAAACUGACGACUGAUUCCAGUGAUCCUGAGAGAAGCCUGAUGUGUCCUGCUCCCUCUGUGGUGAUAAUGACUGUCAGCUGCUCUUCAGCUCCUUCAGCCUUAUUCUAGACCCAAUCCAGAAUUAACAACAGCUUUAUAUCCCACGCAAACAUUGAAUCAGACGUUUCUUGCGUUUCCUCACAGCUAAACUCAAGUGUUAGAUGUGACGGUUUGAUCACAGCAACAUUGUAAAUACUGGAGCAAAACCGGUUUUAAUUUCCUCUGAAAGUUGCCAUGAGAUUAUUUUCCGUCAGUAAACCAUAACGCUCGACACUCUCCAUGUAUAUAGACGUACAUUUGAUAUGUUCAUGAAUCCUGGAUUGGGACUUUUAGGAUUUGGUUUACUGCAUGCCCUCUCUUUGUUCAGUGUGGUUGAAAUGAAUAAAUUCUAGUGUUUAAUGAUAUUCAAUCUGUGUUAACAUCUGAAGAGAAGAUCAAACAGUUUUUAUUUGACAGUCCAAGCCCGUCGCUCAGUCGCAGCAUUGUCAUGAUUUGCCAUGAAAUGAGGAGAAGCCGCGUCGCAGCAGCUGGACGAGCUUCACUUCUUCUUUAAAUGAUGGAUUCUCAGGAUGAAUGUAGGAUUCUUUACUAAACUGGCUCGUUAGUGUUCAUGUGGUCAGCCCAAUUAACAGAUUAAGUGUCUAAUAGCAGCUUUCCUGUUUCCUUUGGUUUUACUCACACUGUAUGUUGACAUGUUGCCAUCUCGCCAUCAGUAACAUUUGAGUUCUCAUCAGUUUUCCUCCUCGCUGUCUUUUUGUAAAGCUGCUUUGGUGACGGUGCACAUGUUGCUCACUUUGUAUUUCCUUCAAGCUGCUAAUAGAAACUUAGUCCUUUUACAAGAUGUAACUGAACAUGGUGAAUUGUACCUUUCUGCCCCCUGCAGCUCAGUCGGCUGUGCCAAGUCACCACCGCACUCACAACAAUAUGUUAAUGUACAGAGCACUGUUAAAUUUCCUGUAUUCUCUCGAAAAACAAACCCUUGUAUUUUCCUGUUAUAUGUAAAGUACUAAAGAAAAUGCAAUACACUCGA